Messenger RNA from Ornithodoros turicata, 1475 nucleotides. RefSeq names its product substance-K receptor-like. The coding region runs from base 1 to 1092 and encodes 363 amino acids. Gene Ontology annotation, biological process: G protein-coupled receptor signaling pathway. The transcript is spliced from 4 exons. Lineage: Eukaryota; Metazoa; Arthropoda; Arachnida; Ixodida; Argasidae. Gene Ontology annotation, molecular function: neuropeptide Y receptor activity. The record is from RefSeq and is a predicted model, not a curated record. Gene Ontology annotation, cellular component: plasma membrane.
AUGGAUAUUACAUUGUAUGGAAACAUGCAGGUUGUCGACAACGACACCAUCUUGAACUUCUCCUUCGUCAAUCAUCAAACGAGUGAUAAUCACCUAUACCAAGUCCCUGUGGAGGUCAUAGCCUUACUUUCGUUUUGCUACGGCAGCAUAUCCCUGGUGUCCGUCAUUGGAAACGCGUUCGUCCUGUGGGUGGUGGCAACAUCUCGCAGGAUGCGUACUGAGACCAAUUACCUUAUCGCGAACUUAGCCAUCAGCGAUAUAAUUAUCGGAUUAUUCAGCAUUCCGUUUCACUUUCAAGCGGCACUUCUUCAACGCUGGCUGCUACCGCGUUUCAUGUGUGCGUUUUGUCCUUUUGUGCAAGUGGUGUCAGUAAACGUCUCCAUCUUCACGCUGACGGCGAUUGCUGUGGAUCGUUAUCGCGCGAUAACGUUACCGUUAAAAGCGAGAUUGAGCUCAAAACUUACGGCUCGUGCCUUGAUAAGCGUCAUAUGGGUGGUGUCGAUGGUGGCUGCGACUCCUUACGCCGUGGCGCUGAGAGUGACCCUGGUGUUCGAUGAUAGCAGUGGUGAUGUCACGAGACCCUUUUGCAGCAACGUGGUGAUCUCGCAAUACUUGUGGAGGUUAUACAAUAACGUGUUGGUGAGCGUACAAUAUUUUCUGCCGCUCAUGAUAAUAUGUUACGUGUACGACAAGAUAAGGAGGCUGUUGAAGUAUUCCACGGUACCCGGCAAUCCAGAGACAGUUCGGGAUGCCAUUGUUGUGCGAAACAAGAAAAAGGUGACGAAAAUGAUGAUUAUCGUCGUAGUGAUCUUCGCGGUCUGCUGGAUGCCGUACCAAACGUACAACAUUCUCACGGAGCUUUAUCCUAGGAUAAACCAAUACCGUUACAUCAACGUUAUUUGGUUCUGCUGCCAUUGGCUGGCUAUGAGCAACUCCUGCUACAACCCAUUCAUCUACGCUAUCUAUAGUGAAAAAUUUAGCGCAGAAUUUCAUUCGCGCAUCCGAUGCUGUACUCGACGCAAACAAGACGAAGCGAUGGCGUACGGCCAAUCAUCCAUCAUGACUCAGUUGUCAGUGCGCCUGCAGAUAUGAAGUACAAGAUCCCACGCUGCUGUCGCUGUAAAACGUGUGGAACCUAGGGUGCACGGUGCACGAAAUACCAGGUCCAACAACAGGUAACGUGUACAACAUGCGGUCUUUACCGGCAACGUGUCUGCGAGACCUCUGUGUUGCGGGGUGAGAACUUCUGGACCGUUCGUGCAGAAAGUAUGGAGUGCUUCGACCAGCGUGGCAUCUCUACAUGGUUGUGACACAUGCUGUGAUGUGGAGAGUUACUUAGACUCUAUCGAUUGUAUCACUGGUUUUGUCAUCUGCGAUCACAUCAUCUCAGAGUGAGGACGUGUUUGAGCGCCAUUUUGUGCCUCUUCUUUCAGGUUCUUGUGCGACGCCUUCUAGAUUAAAGAAGGCCUGCUCGA